Rhagoletis pomonella (apple maggot) is the source of this 1998-nucleotide messenger RNA. RefSeq names its product toll-like receptor 7. The record is from RefSeq and is a predicted model, not a curated record. Bases 78 to 1802 code for a protein of 574 amino acids. Gene Ontology annotation, molecular function: protein binding. The transcript has a single exon. NCBI's taxonomy places the organism in Eukaryota, Metazoa, Arthropoda, Insecta, Diptera, Tephritidae.
UUGCGUUGCCUUCAACUUAGUUAUGGGAUUUAGUUGUAUUAAAACGGUCGCCUCGAAAGUGUGUUCCACUCGUGAAAAUGUCGCGAAUAGCAAAUCGCAUCCAUUGGCUCUUUAUCCUUCUGCUAGCAUUGAGUGGCCUACUCUCAACGCACAUCGCCGACGCCACCGAAGAUAUUACACUGAAAUGCGAUGAAUUUGAGCGGAUGUACGAGAUGUCCGCGAGUGAGGCGUAUUGCACGGUUUCCGGUUUUGUCGUAUCGCACAGUCAAAUUGUGAAAAUACAAAAGUACGCCAAGGCAAAUAAUACGAAAUUUAUGAAAUUCUACGAUUCGCGUCUACUUUAUGUCCCUUUCAAGCUGUUCGAUGUGUUCGCCUGCCUGAAGACGUUGGAUGUGUCCUUCACGGAGAUUUUGGAUGUGCCACGCAAUACUUUCGGCGCCGCAGGCAACUUGACCGUACUUAAUAUGAGCAAUAACAAUAUUACACAAAUCACCACAUCCGUUUUUAUGGGCGCUAGCAAUUUGAUGCGACUCGAUCUUAGCCACAAUCACAUCGAGUUGCUGAAUGAGAACGCUUUCCGGGGUUUGAGUAGCUUGGAUAAGCUGCAGCUUUCAUAUAAUUCGAUACGUGAACUACCGAAGGAUCUGCUGUUGGAGAAUCAGUAUCUGGAGGCGAUAGCAAUAAACAAUAAUCACUUGGAGUACGUUGAGCCGGAAGUGUUUAAUCGGUUGCGCCGUCUAAACGAUGUCAACUUGUCCUACAACAACAUCUACCGCGUACAUCCUGACACUUUUCAAGCGGCAUACGGUUUGGAGAGCCUGCUGUUAACCUCAAAUAACUUAACAGAAUUCGAGCUGGGCAAUAAAAGUAUUCUGUCGCAGCUGCAAGUAGAUUACAAUAACUUAACGCGCAUCUUCAUUAACGGUACAAAGUACGUGCGCGCCGAUCACAAUCGCAUUGCUGAGGUGCAAAUGAUCAAUACACUCUUCUUGGAAACGCUGCUGCUGGGCUCCAACAAUCUCAGUGAUAUCGCAAAUAUUACAAACAUCACCGGCCUGCUGCAGCUCGACUUGUCCAACAAUCCCAUUGGACCGGUCAAUAUCACCACUUUUGAUCGCCUAAAGCGACUGCGCAUGCUCUCCUUGCGCGCCAUCGGUCUGCAGCGCCUCACCUUCGGCAUGCUCUCCAAGCAGCUCAGCCUCGAGAGUCUCGAUUUAUCGUACAACAAUUUAACUGAACUCAAUUUGGAUAUAUUUGUGCCAUAUUUGUCCAACCUGCGCUACCUUUUCGUCGAUGGCAAUAAUCUGACAGAGGUGCAGGGCAAGGGUGGCUUCUCCUAUGUCUUUCCGAAUCUCUCCAAACUGGGCGUAUCGCGCAAUCGCUUCAACUGCACCUACCUGCACACGCUGCUCGUGCCGCCACAACUAUCCACCUCGGUGAUGCUGCACAUCGAACCGGAGGAGAGCGCCGCCGAGCGUGCGCACAUACGUGACGUCUCUUGCAUUAGCAGUAGUAUGGCGACGGACAGAGCCUCGUUGCAGGAGGUGGAGCACGAAUUGGACGAUAUGACUUCGUUGCAGAAGGUGCUGCAACAGUCGAUGAAUACUUUGCGUUUGCACGAGCAACGUCUGGAGGUGUAUUUGCUGUUGAUGAAGAUCGCUUUGUUGGCGAUGAUUGUGCUGUUGAUCGGCGUGGUGGCAGUGUAUGCGUGGAAAAUCAAAAGACGCGAUUACUUUACAAGACGUGGCGCGAGCAUAGUUUUUCAUUCAAGCGCCACCGUUAACUCGAAUGUAGAGCAUUAAGGAGCAGAUUUGCUGCGGAAGACGGACUGGUGCUGAAACCAAAGAAUAUGUUAUGUGUGCUUAUUUAAAUUAGUGAUAGAAAAUAUAUAACUUACUUCAUAGAUGUAAUUAAGGCUUUUUAAUAUUUGGUGAAUUCUUUACAAACCAAAAAAUAAGUGUGUUUUGCACAAAAUAUGUAAAAAAAGAAAAAAUAAAA